Molecule: messenger RNA, 666 nt
Organism: Racocetra persica
Lineage: Eukaryota; Fungi; Glomeromycota; Glomeromycetes; Diversisporales; Gigasporaceae
Source: the annotation of a GenBank genome assembly
UUGUCAUUGUCAAUUUGUAAUGAACUUGACGAAGAAAAUUUACAUAUUUUAUCAAUUGUUUCACGUGAUUUCAAUAAUUUAACUUCAGAUAAUAACAUUUGGAGUCAAUUGGCUUUGAGACGAUGGGAACAUAAACAGGGAAUAAAAGAAAUAUGCGAAGAGAAUCGUAUAUUUUGGUUUAAAAAGCCUGGUACUUGGAAAAUCGUUUAUAAUAUCGUUGAGAGAGAAGCACAGCGAACUUUAUUGGAUGUGAAUGACUUGGUUGAAAAUAGUUGGAUUUGUACGGUAAGUCAAUUAAGCCAACUCAACGAAACAAUUAAAUUGUAUGCACGUCAAAAAAAAGCUAUGCCUAAUCAGAAUUAUUUAAAGAAUAUUGAUAAUCGCUUGGCAAGAAAUCAAUUAGUAACAUUCUCUCCAGACGGCACCUACACCCAUAAUCAUGAAGUUUUUAGUCGGUCUUGGCCUUUUCCGUGGUCCAUUGCCGGCGAUGGAUCUGUAAGUUUGAACCACCAACCUUUCACACCGUCUAGAUCUCCUGAUUGGAAAUUGAUAAUCUCCAAUGGCAUAUUGGCUUUUACUUCACCCGGUAACGGAAGUUUUAGAAGAAAAUUAAAGGAAUUCAAUUCCGAAUUGAUAACUGAAUUCAGACAGGAUCAUUUAAGAUAA